Messenger RNA from Mizuhopecten yessoensis (Yesso scallop), 4056 nucleotides. RefSeq lists its product as uncharacterized. The record is from RefSeq and is a predicted model, not a curated record. The transcript is spliced from 2 exons. Bases 73 to 1569 code for a protein of 498 amino acids. NCBI's taxonomy places the organism in Eukaryota, Metazoa, Mollusca, Bivalvia, Pectinida, Pectinidae.
AUAUUUUCAUGGUGGGUUACACGUCACACUCGUACCAGCAUAUGCCACUGACGGAAAACAAAGAAAGUGACGAUGGGCUCAAUUUGGUCUGAUGGUACCAGCAUAGAUGCAGUAGAUAGAAAUGUUGAAGGAAUAUGGAGGCAGUGGUUACGUAACACAACGCCAGACUACGGAGAGGUAGGAAGUGAUUUUAAUGGCUGGCGAAACCCUGUUUCGAACUUUGCUCGAAAUGAAGUCACCCUUGCUGAACGUCUUCGAGAAAACGUUUACAUAGGAGAAUACGAUAUAUCGGACGAGCUUUGGUGGAAAUCCUGCGGGGUUGUAGAUGAAAUAACGCGAUACUUUCAUGUCAUACUGAAGAAAGUAACUUCAAGGUGUUAUCCUGGCCUCAGCUUUAGAGAUUUUGUGAAGCAGGGUAGUUCUCGGGAGGGUUUGAAAAUUCGACAACCCGACGAGUUUGAUAUGAUUCUUCCAUUCACCAUUGAAGGAGUUGAUAUACACGCUGUUCAAGCUAUCGAUAAAAACGGAGAGCUGAUUCCGGCACACAUGAAACUACAGAUUUCAGAUUACACACAAAUUCAGAAUGUCAUGAAUGGCUGCCGGUAUCAAUCGCUGAAAACAAACGGCGUAUUUGACAAUUGUGGCGCUUAUCUUUAUCUUAACGCAAUGUGCUUCCAGACGCGGGUUAUAUCAUCCAUCAUGGAUACCACCAUAGCAGAGAUACAGAAAGAAAUCAACGCGAAGAACAGGUAUCAAGCUUGCUCUUUUAUUCUCAGUAAAACAGGCGUAUUUCCGCCCACGUUUAGAUUCAAAAUAAAAAUUGAAAAUGAUGCUGAUUUUGAAGGUCCACUGUGGAACGCCACGUAUAAAGUGAUUGAGUUCGAUAUUGUGCCGGGGCUGCUGCUGCAAACCGAUUCUGUCCCUAAUCCGGACAGCUGGUGGUUACCAAUGACAUGUGACAGAUACGCCGUCAUGAAGUGGAUCCACAAAGGACGUUGUGCAGAUGAUUAUCCUGAGCCGAAUCUGCUUUGGAGGGAGAGCUCGUGCGGGUAUGAAAAGCAUAUACUCGAUGUCAGUAGAAGGAACCAAAGUGACGUGUACAUCCUGACAGCUUGUAGGAUAUUAAAGGCCUACUUAGACGGCUUAGGUAACUCCUCGCAACUAUGUAGUCUUCUAUCGUCAUAUCACAUCAAGAACAUUGCGAUCCAUUGUAUUCUUCUUCAGCUGCACGCUUCUGGCGUCAAGGAGGCUUUAGGCUACCUCAUUGUGUUCCUGGAGAUAGGUCUUGAAAUGGAGUUCCUGCCACAUUAUUUCUACGGAAAUUCUUACAUUUCCAAAAUGUUUCCGAAAUUAUCAGCCAACGCCAACCAGAGACGUCUCAACCUGUUCAGAAUUAUCCCCAAUGACCACUUUGCACAGGCCAUACUUUCACUGAGGCGGAUGAAAGCCGAUUUACACGGCUUGUUCACCGAAUGUAGUCACCUUGGUAACUGUCAGAGUUUCGGUUCCUUCAGAAACCUCUGCACUCUGUAUGAUGAAGAAACAAGUGGUAGAUGCCUGCUGAUGUGAGUCUUUACUGGUGCAGACAUUGAUUAGUAGCCAUGAUCAUCAUAUAGGGAAAGACGGCUUUUGGACAAGGAAGUUUGCAUGACCAUGAACAAUUGAUGAAGUUGAUUCAUAUUGAACAAGGGGAUAAAACUAAAAAUUGCGAUAUUGUGUGCUACGCGUGACUUAUUGCUACAAAUGUACAUGUAUGCGAUUGUUUAUUGUAGUAUUAUUUCACUAGCAGGGGUUUAUUGUAUAAUUAUUAUAACAUAAUGCAGAUUAUACAUUGAUGUAUAACUUUACUAGAAGGUGUAACAUUGUCAUAUCGUUUUGCCAGUUGAUGGUACAUUGUAUCUUCUCCCACCUCUGCGUAUGAAAGACACACGUGCAUCAUGUGGAACAUCCCAAUGCAUGGGUGCACUCACUGACCUGUACUUUUAUGACGUCACAAUCAGAUAACGGGAUGUUGUUAUGACGUCACAGUUGAAAGUGCGUCAACAUAACGUUUGACUGACUGGCAAUUCUGCCGUCUGCAAGUGACAACACCCGCAAGACAUAAUAGUUUUUUUGUAAAGGCUUGCCCUGUAUGUCAUUGCACGGAUGUUUUAGUGGUAUACAUACGGUAUACCGUACUUUUUCUGCUCUUUCCAAAUACAGUUUGUGUAAACGUUAUUUUUUAACUUUGCCAUAUUUAGUGUUUUCUAUGUACAGUUUUGCCAAACUUUCGGUUAGAACGUGGAAGAAAAAGCGGCAAUUGUUAUGUAUGUAUGAGGGAUAUGGAUAGUCUACCUUUUGGAGCAGAAUUCGGUGUCAAAAUCUCAGCAAAACUUCGGUUCUGACCCAAUUUUUAUACCUUUAGGUAGGAUAUCAAUAUCCCACACACCUAUAUAUUAUAAACUAUAUAAAUCAUUUUAUAAUUAAAUGUUAUAUUAUAAACAAAACUCACUAGUAGGUAGUAUGUUAUGGUACAGGUAAACUGGUUGAUGAUAUAUAUUGUAUUAUAACAUUACUAGUAGGGGUAUUGUGAAUAUAGUGUUGCCAAUAGAUGGAGUAUUGUAUGAUUUUACAAAUAAAUAGUGUAUUGUAUCAUUUUACAAAUAGAUAGUGUAUGGUAGUAAACCCCACUGUCAUGCACCUAAAUAGAAUAGAAAUGCCCAACCCAAAAGAACAUGUUUUGUCGCGAAAACCUAGCCUUGCUGAGGGAUUUGAAACCAAGUUAUGUACACAAAAGUGUCAUAUGUCGCUCCUAACUGUACACAAUUUACAUAUGAUGUUCUUACAUCGCUUACCGAUUUAUUUGAUAGAGAUGUUUAGUUGCAAUCUUGUGACAAAAUUUCAAUUUCUUGGAAAGAUUAUCAAUAUGACCACACUAAAUGAAGAUUAAUUAUUUAAACUGGAAAAUGUAAUUCAGCAAAAUAGAUUGAAAUGACGUCAAACUUUGUCGUAACAUGACGUCAUCUCAUUGUUGUUUGCAAUAUAACGUCAUGCCUAUGAAGUGUAGUUUUUUUUAUUUCUGUUAUGAAAGAUGUAAAUUAUCAUAUUUAUCGUUGAAAGCAAUGUUUUGAUGAGAAAUGGACUGUCCAUUUGAAUUUGCCUUACAGUACUAUACUUUGUUGAAAAAUGUUAUUUGUCCGAGAUUGAUUUUACAUACAGCAAAAAGCACGAUCAAAAGUCGGCUAUUUUUCACGCUAGAUUAUUGUCGUCAUCAGAUCUCGCGGAGUGGCAGCGGUCGCUUCCUGUGCAUGUAGUUGCAAAUAUCGCUUAAUGGAAUCUGAAAAAUAAAAUGAUGAGGAUGGAAGCCAAAAUGGAUGGAAUUCAUUUUUUUUUUAUCUUGAAAUGAAAUACAAGAAAUACCAACGGUAACAUAUUGAUAGUUCAUUAGCAAAUAAUAAAAUAAAAUGUCAUAAGUUUGAACAGAGGCUAACACUGUGACAUUUUGUCAAAUUAUGAAAAAAAGAUAAUCAGAAUUAGACAAUAACGUAUGAUUCAAAUUUGUAUUGGAAAUAAAGGCUUAUCUAUCAAUAUAUCCAAGCACCUGGGAGUGUAACCUUUUUUGUUGAUUAGCAAUGCUUGCAUGUCCAUGCUAAUUGCCUCUCUAUCCGGUAAUGUUGACAUUUCUUAACUCUCUUGUUGUUUUGUGUGAUGAUUUAGUGUAGACUUUGUGUCCAAAUUCAUCCAAAUGUAUGAACACUGUUGGGUUAUUUUUGCUCUAUUUAAGAGUUAUAACUUUCUUAGCUGCAGUGUGACAACAGUCACAGUUUUAAUACAAAGAGUUUGUUGACAAAUGGCUCGGUGUGUUCUGUUCUCUUUCCAAUAACCAAAACAUAGUUCGGGAUGGAUGCUUCAGUUUCUACCAAGCCCGAUAAUCAAAGAGGAGUUAGGGAUGUAGGCUUCAGUUUCUAGCAUGCACCGAAAUGGCGUUUUGGAUCGAUACUUGGGUUCUAGUAUGCCCGAUAACCACAGUUGAGAUUGGGAUGGUGCUACAAAACUUUUAGCAUGAUGGAUCAUUUA